Molecule: messenger RNA, 2037 nt
Organism: Klebsormidium nitens
Lineage: Eukaryota; Viridiplantae; Streptophyta; Klebsormidiophyceae; Klebsormidiales; Klebsormidiaceae
Source: the annotation of a GenBank genome assembly
UCUGAGAGUACGGUACUAGUAGGCGGCAACCUCAGACGGUUUAGCUAGCACCGGAUUCCUCAUUUCUCAGUGCACGAAGGAUCAGGCUGGCAAUUUGCAAGUCUUCAUAUUAAGAUUCUUGGCAGACGGUCUGCAGCUCCGUAGUGCACCUUUACCUAAUUUGGCAGAAGAGAAGCUGCACGGAAGUGAUUCUGCCCACCAUUUUCCAGACGCAAGACAUUCGUUUUUGCAGAGCCUGAAUCCUUUGGAGUGCCGCAAAAUGGCCCUUUCUGGAGUCGGGACCAUGGUCUGGGUCGUGGCUGUUGUCCUCUCGGCUGCAGUGAUGGUUUCAGAGGCACGUUCCCUUUUGCAAGAUCCGUGUAACCCCUGCUUCUCUGCCGACGGAAGCUCGCAGAUCUGUUGUACGGGGGGCAGGCAAUGCGGCCCGCUCACAAGCGCCGGGCUUCCCACAUGCUCGAGCGCCGGAGGGCCAUCUUGCAAUCCCUGCUAUUCCGCCGACGGGAGUUCUUCCAUAUGCUGCAACGGCCCCGACGCUCAGUGCGGCCCGCAGUUGGCCAGUGGUGCGCCGACGUGCGUGCCCGUCGUAGCGCCCAAGGUCAUCAUUGACACUGACUUCAACACGAUCGGCGACGACGGACAAGUGGUGGCCAUGGCUGCUCAGCUGUAUGCGCAGGGCGUGAUCGACAUUCUGGGCUUAACAGUCGCGACCGGCAACGCGUGGCUGGACCAGGAGCUCGUUGAGAUUCUGAAAGCCGUGGAGCGCCUUGGGAUCGCAACUAGAGUGGGCGUUUACGCAGGCGCGGCGGAGCCGUUCCCGCACACCUUCGCGAACUACACCGAAGAGGUGGCUCUUUUCGGCGACGCGAUUGAUUACGUAGGGGCGUAUGCGACCCCGCCCCCGAGCGCCAGCGAUUUGGUUCCCCCCCCGGAUGGGUUUGCGUCUGCGACGCAACCGAAAGCGAUGAACGCGGUGGACUUUAUCAUUGAGCAAGUGAAGAAGUACCCCGGAGAGGUGACGAUUCUGGAGAUCGCCCCCGCGGAGAAUGUGGCGAACGCCAUCCUGAAGGACCCCAGUAUUGUGCCGCUGGUUAAGCAGGUGGUCACACAAGGCGGCCAAAUGUAUGUGGGCGGCAACUCCUACCGCGACGUCGCCGAGUUCAACUGGUGGUUCGCGCCGGACGCCGCUCGGACGGUGCUCCGCAGCGGAAUUCCGGCCUACAUCAUCCCGCUCGACGCCACCAACAAAAUCCCCCUCACUCUAGAUACGUACACAGAGAUCGCGACGCACGAGCCGGCGACCAUAAUUACCGAGCUCUACAGGAACGCGUUCGCCGCGUUCUUUGGCCCGGGCCCCCCGCCUUAUCCGCUGUUUGUGUUUGACACGCUCGCGCUCGCGUACCUGGUGGAUCCGUCGCUGGCAACGGACGUCCGUACGCUGUACAUCUGUGAAUACGGACUUCGACGCCGAAUACGGAAAGGCGCUGGUGUACCCGGGGGAUUCCCCCGGGCCGGCGAAUGUGAAGACGUCCAAGGUGAUCUUCAGUCUGGACGUCGUCCGGUUCAACGCCCUGUACGUCGACCUGCUGACCCGCCCAGUCCCGGUGCAUUUUGCGCCAUGAUUCUUCGUUUGCUCUGAUGGUUAAAAACACUUACUGAUAGCGGUUGAAGAGUGCCGUCGUCAUCAAACCAGUGUCACGCAAUGUAAGCAGAGCAACCGGCUUAGCAAGCUUAGGAACCGACUAUUUAUGUCUACCAUGCUUUCGUUGGGAGCGAUGUCAGCGAAUCGCUCCUCCGCAGGAAUACUGUCGAAGACACAGUUUGAGUCAGUUGUAGAAAUUUGUUCGACCGAGAAGGCUGAGUUUAGCAAGAGGUGAAUCCUGAGCAACUUAAGCAUCUCAGAGCUUAGUAAUUGAGUUGAUGCAUCUGCAAAGUUCCAGGGGACAAAAAGGCAACGCUUGUUUUGUGGAUUUUGACUCAGUUGGAUACUGCAAAGUCAAAUACUGGCGCCUGAAUUCGGCGUGCAUCAGCGGAUCUCUG